Messenger RNA from Ilyonectria robusta, 1359 nucleotides. RefSeq lists its product as uncharacterized. The coding region runs from base 142 to 1197 and encodes 351 amino acids. The record is from RefSeq and is a predicted model, not a curated record. NCBI's taxonomy places the organism in Eukaryota, Fungi, Ascomycota, Sordariomycetes, Hypocreales, Nectriaceae. The transcript has 4 exons.
AGAAAUCAUGAGGAACUCAUUUUGAGAUAAAUUGAAGCUGUCCGAUUGAGUUCUAUCAUUUGGCUUCAUCAAAGAAGGGAGCCUCUUCUUCGUUAGAUCGAUCCUCUUACAGACCUCGAGAUACGUAGCAACACUUACACAAUGGCAACCAAAAUUUUCUUGACCGGCGCUACUGGCUUUGUCGGUGGCGCCGUCCUCACCCAGGUGUAUGACGCUCAUCCAGAAUACGACUUCACAUUGUUCGUCCGCAACGAGGAGCGUAGCAAGCCCUUUUCUGCAAGGUACCCGAACGUCAAGUUCGUCUACGGCACCCUCAACGACUCUGUAGUCAUCGAGAAGGCGGCUGCCGAGGCCGACGUUGUCAUUCACACCGCAGCUUCCGCCGAUGAUACUCCGUCAGCCCGUUCAAUUGCCAAGGGCAUCGCUGCAGGCCACACAGCCAAGAAUCCUGGAUACUGGAUCCAUUUAUCAGGGACUGGGAUUUUGACUUGGUACGACCAUGAGCAUAAGCGCAGCGGCGAGAGUCCUCUACCCGAGGAGAAGUACAACGACCUCGAAGGCAUAGACCGCGUCAUCAACCUGCCAGACCACGCUGCUCAUCGAGAUAUCGACAAAAUUGUCCAGGCCACCAACUCCGAUGCAGUGAAAACUCUCAUCGUUGCGCCUCCUACUAUAUACGGGACUGGCCGCGGAAUUGGCAACACCCGCAGUGUCCAGGUCCCCAACCUAGCCCGCGCAACGUUCCGGCUCGGUUAUGCUCCAAUCGUCGGUGUGGGUAAGACAGAGUGGGACAAUGUUCACAUCGACGACCUCGCCGACCUCUUCCUCAAGUUCGUCGAAGCUUCUCAAGACCCGGCCAAGCGAGAGAAUCCCGAGAUAUUCGGUCGCAAUGGAUACUUCUUCGCGCGGCAGAGCGCCCACAAGUGGUCCGACGUCGCCACGUGGAUCGCCGAGGAGGCGAACCGCCGCGGAUACGCACCGGAGCUGGCGACCAAGUCGGUCCCGCUGGAGGUGGUGACCGGGACGGGGCUUCUGGCGGCGGGGACGUGGGGACAGAACUCAAAGGGAGAAGCGGAGCGGGCCAAGAAGUACCUCGGAUGGCACCCGAAGGCGGUGGCUCUGAGGGACACUAUUGGUGAAGCUGUAGAGACCGAGGCCAAGGCCCUGGGGUUGACUCCAAAGGAUGUGAGGGCUUGAAUGAUUGGCUUGAGGAUGACUGUCAGAGUCAGGCUGGAAGGCGUUUAGCCAGUAAUUAACGAUGGAUGACAGUCAACUAACGGUCUUUCUUAAUUAUUCUGAUAAUAAUGACGAAUCUUUUUCAUGCCACGGCUGAUGCCGGGUCUUUGCCCACUCUGCUCG